UUUCUGUUCGUUUUUCGAGCAGUCUUUCUAGAGAGUUUCUAUCUAAUUUUUAUGAUAAAACAAAUUGAAAUAAUUUGUUUGUAGUUGAAAUUCUAGUAAAAUUUUAAAUAUGUAAGAAACUUCUUUUCGCAUGAAUUUUCAUUUCAAUCCUUUUUUAGUGAGUAGUUUCAAUGUGCAAUGUUAAAGCAUCGGUUGUGGAAUUGUUUUCUUUCAGAAUAUUUUACAAUCAUUUCUAAUGAUUUAUAUGUAUUAAAUAACAAGCUGUUAAAAUCGAGGAACAUUUUCAUUAAGAGUAUGUGAUAAUGCAAACAUCAGGCAUUCCAUACCAUUAGGAAAAAUUCAGCUACUGAUUAAUUGAUCUAAUGGCACAUGAAGAACGUCCUAUUUUAAGUAUGACAGAAAUCAAGCAAGAAUUACCACAGGAACAAGAAUCUAUUAAUUACAAUGCUGAUAUGGUUGUUAAAGAAGAAGUCCAAGAACAAACAUCUGACUCUGCGUCUUCAAUUACUAUAGAAGAAGAAACAAAUAAAUCUCCAGUUCUAUCAGCUGAAAGAACUAAUGCACUAAGUAAGGAACAAAAAGAUAUUACUGUCAAGCCAUUAAAUGCAGAAGUUAAAGCUUCAGGAAGACGUGGUCGAAGGAGAAAAAUAUAUGACAACAAUGAUGAUCCUGAAACUAUCAAAGAAAAAAGGAAAAAACGAGCUGUAGAACUAAAACUUAGGAAUUUGAAAUGGACUCUAAAUCAAGAAUCUGAUGUGAGUGGAAAAAGGCAAAAAAAAGUCCCACAAAGAUUUGAACUUGUUCCAGUUGACAAGCGGAAAUCUUGCAUGGACGAUUGUCAAGGACGAGGAGAAGCUCUAGGAAAUAUUCCUUGGAUUCAUCAACAGUUACAAACUGCAUCUAUAUAUACUUUGCGAUUACUCCACAGAACUAUUUAUCGUAAGCAAGGAAUGUUUUCUGAAAAACAUAUAAGGAGAAGUGUUGUGAAAUUUACUGGUUUCCCCUUUGAUGGGACACAUCCAGAAAUUAGAAAAAGAAGAGAACAGUUAGAAAGAGCCAAUGUUGGAGCUUUAGGAAAUCUUUGCGAUUUACUUGCUCUUCGUCGAGCAAGCAAAGAUGUAAUGAUUGAUAGAAUUAUUGGUUUCUUACUCUUUCCUACACAUGAAAGCGUGGAAAAUUAUUUACAAGAUGCAAUGGCUGAAAAAUUACAACAAUCAAAAAUUAUAUGUGCUAAAGCUGCUGUUUGUUCCCCAAACUUGCCAGCUUCUCAGAGACCAGAUCCAUUUCACUUUCUAUUGGCUCAAGAGAAUCAAGAAGCUAUUCAAGAUAUUUGCAACAUUUCACAGGAAGAUGCAGUGGACUCUGGAAAUUAUGGUGGUGAUAUAAAUAAUAUUCCUUGGAAGAAACCUGCGUUUUUUUCUGAGGGAAAUGGUGUAAAAUUAAAGUACAUUAGAGCAAUUGCAUCAAAUAUCCAAGCAUCAUCUGAUAAUUUCAUCGAAUUGCUUCAUCGUCUUUUAUACUUGAAUGUUGAUGAGAGACUCAAUAUGAAAAGAAAUAUUUUAGAGUUCAGUGGUUUAAAAUGUCAUCCUAGUUCUAAUAACCAUGUAUAUAGAAUGAGAAUCUUAUCUGUCCUUCCCAUGGAGCAGGUUAAGUUGAUUUGCAAAGUAUUAUGUCUUCCAACUUGGCAUAGAUCAAGGCAGCUUUUGACAGAAGGAAUUAUAGAUUUCUUGGCUGCACCUCGAAUUUCAGUCAUGAAAAAAAGGGUUCCACCCCAUUUUACUGAUGAAAUCACUUUCACAUUUGAUUCAGCCAAAACACCUAAAGUACCUGACCUCCUAAACACCUCCUUACCUGAGUUACAGUCUGAUGAAUUGGAAGAAAUUGAAAUAUUUCCCGACAUACAUAUACAAGAUGAAGGAUCUCCAAGUUUGGAAAAUGACUUCUCAGUUGAAAAUGAGUAUCUUGGUGUUAAGCUUAAAAAUUUCUCAAACAUUCACUACCAGGUGAUCAGUACCCCAGCUGCUAAAUUAAAUGAUGUCCACAUGAUAUUGUAUCUCACAACUAGUGCUCAAAACAAUAUUCGUAGAAAUAUAUUAGAAUUUUCUGGUUAUCCUUUUGAUGAAUCUUCUACAGAAUACCAAUGUCGUCGAAAUCUUAUGGAACAAAUGAGUCUAGAUGACUUGAAAACUGUUGCAACUGUCCUUUGCGUUUCACAAUACAUAGUUGAUGAAUCAAAAGAUAGUCUGAUUGAUGCAAUUUUGAAGUUUCUUCUUAAACCAUCAGCUUUACUUAACAGUAGCACCAUUAUGCCUACUAUUUCUUCUGCACCUAUUUCUAGACGUUCACCUGUUGUGAAGAAGAAAGCAACUAGCACUAGCAAAACUCCACAGCUCAAUGAUAUUCUUCCAGAAAUUGUGAUAUCUGAAGUGAAAACUUUGGCUAAUGAUAAAGAUAAGCCAGCACAUUCUGUCAACAGUAGUAAAAAUGUUGUCAGCAGUUGUACUGCAACUAGUACCGUAGAGUCUAAUGUGAUAUCAACUCCAGAAUUCAAGAAAAUAACAGCUUCCUUGUCAAAUGAUAUUCAAAUAUUACCUUUACCUAAGAGUACAGAUAUGAAAGAAGAAAAAAAUGAAACUGAUGAACCAUUAUCAAAAGUGAAAAGCAGUGUAUCAAUUACUCCAGCACGAAUGCCAUAUGUUGAUAGUGAUGAUGAAGAUGAUAAACCUUUAUCUAAAAUGAUUGGUCAUCCAAAUGAUGACCAGUUAAGAGCUCUUGUCACAAAGAUUGUUAAAGAGUCCAAACUUGAAGAUAUAACUAUGAAAACUGUUAUUAGAAAAGUAUUUGAUGCAUAUCCAAAUUUCGAUCUUGGAUAUAGAAAAGAAUUUAUAAAAUCCAUUGUGAGACAAAUCUUAUCUCAAAUGGAUGAUCAGAGCUGUUCUGUGACAACAACAGUGAUUACUAUUUAACUGUUAUGUUUUUGUGUCCAAUAUUAACUUCUUUUACUAGCCUUCUUGGCUAAUAUGUGAUCCAUGUGUGUUGUGUUGAUUGAUGUUGUAUAUGUCAUUUUACUUGCAUUUAUUUUUUAAUCACUAUACAUAUACAGUGAAUCUCAUUUUCAAUAGUUUUGCACAUCCAUGUUGAAUUUUUAACAUAGAAUAUGUUUUACAGUGAAGUCGCUAUUAUUUUAGUGACACAUUCACUUUUAUUUCAACUUCUAAAAGAAAUAAUAAUUCACUUUGAUAAUACAAUUAAGAUUCCAAACUAAUGAUUAUUUCAAAAACUAAUGAUUGCAUAUGAAAUACUGGGAAAUCAUAGUGACAAAUUUCAUUAAUGGUAUAUAAAAAUUAUCUUUAAUAGUGUUAAUAAAUUGUUAAUUUCAUAAUUACAUUAUUGCAUAUAUAUUUUUUUACCUUCAAUCAUCUACUGUUAAAAGAAAAUAAAUUUCAAAGUAAAACAUAAUUUCAGACUAAUUUUAUUUGCAUUACAUCGAUAUUAUAUGUAAACACAGAUUUAAUUUUUUCUUUGUUUGUUGAAUGUGUCAUUUUUUAUAACCCAUUAAAAUGAAAAGAAUUUUGAAAAAUUUUAAUCCAUCAUAUGGCAACAUUUGCCUUAGAACUACUAAUCAGAACAGGAUGGAUGGAUGGAUAUUGGAUUUUUAUGGCGCAAGAGCCAAAACUAAUCAGAACAGAAUUCAAUCAUAAGUUAAGGAAGGCUUAUACUACAGAAAACAUAUUCUAUGUCUUAUUGUUAUUUUCAUUAAUUGGAUAUGUUUACCUCCUAUCAUAACCAUUAUAUAAAUUGAGUAUUCAUUGCAUUGUCAUUCGUUUUGUAUUUAUAUCAUGCUUAAUAAAAUAUAAUUGUGAUAAUUUCACACUGUUCAAAACAGUUGCUGAUUUAGUCAUUAUGUAGCCAUAUUAAUCUCCAAGAGAAAACGUUUAGGAACUGUGCCAUCCUCCAUUUGCAUAAUUUGUGCUUGUAUCAUGGAUAUAUCAUACAAAUUGUUAAAACCAUUUCAUAUUGGUAAUAGAAAAUCUCACUGAUUUGUUAUACCAUUAAGAUGGUAGUGUUUGAAAUUGCAUCAAAUUUUAUCAUUUAUGCUUUCAUCAUUUGUGUUACAUUGGAUGCGCACAACCCAUCUGUAAUAAAAAUUGCAUUUGUAUGUUUCAGCUUUGUCUCUUUUGAUAGUAUUCUUCGUAUCAUGUAGAGCACUUUUGAUAGAUUUAGAAUCUUAUCUUUUUCAUUUGAUUUAUGCUUUAUCUGAAAAAAUUUAUAUUCAUUUUUACAUUUAAAACUGUGGGAACUAUGUAAUAUAUGUGUUCCUGCUGAUUUAAAGCUUGAAGAAAAAAAAGUAAUCAAAUGAAGCUAUUAACAUUCAUCUUCAUCCUAAUCUAUCUCCAAAUGAAAGUAAGAUUAUUUAAUACUAUUUAUCACAGAAAUUUUAGCACCAUAGUUAAUGUUUUUUUAAUGAUGUUUGAAAGAAUACUUUUAAAUUCAAUCUUAUUAUGGUCAGUGAUAAUAAAUCAAAAUAUAUAGAAUAAGUGAUUUUAAAAGUGUGUCAGUUAGAGCUAUUAAAUUGCAUUGGAGGUUAAUAAAAAAAUUAACCAAUCGCUGAUUGUUCACAACUAUCCUAGAAAAAUGGAUUAGUUGUUCAUGAAUAGUAAAUUUGUCUUCAGCUCAUAAUAAUUCUAGCAAAAUUGUAAGUCAUAUAUAUAAAAGAAAUUUUUAAUCUAAUUUUUUAAAUAUUUAUAUUCUUGUUUAGAUGAUAUAAACGUUUGAUUUGCUUAAAAUAUUAAUAUAGUAAGGAAAAUUAUUAUGCUGAAAGAAAUCUGUAAAUUAGCCAAUUUCUUUUUUUUUUUUUUUUUUUACUUUUAAUUCCAAAGCAUUUACUAAGUUUUUCUGCUAUUAAAACCAUUUUCCUUUUAUUAUUCUUUUGUUACAUACUUUUUUAACUUUAUUGAACAUCUGAAUUUUGUAUAUUAUAAUAUUACAGAUUUUUCAAGGCUAUAGCUCUUUGGGAAAUUUUUGUACUUAUGCUUUUAUAUCUAUUUCAGAAACGAAUGCAUUCUUAAAUUAUAUAAAAAAAUUGCUCUUCUUCUGAAUUCCUAUAAAAAUAUUAUAUUUGUUUUUUUUUUUUUUUUGUGUGUGUAAAAUAAAUGAAUUCAGAUAAUUUAUUGCAAGGUAACUUUUCCCGUUUGAUCAAAAUAUUAAGAAGCAAUCAGUUAUAUUUCACUGUCACUGACAAUUUUAAAUUUUUCAAGGGGGUGAAAGAAAAAAAAAAUAGCAUUUAUAUUUUGUUUUAGUUGGUAUUUUUUUAGAACAAAUGUUUUCAGGGCAAAUUAUUGCUUUAAAAAAGAUCGUUUCUUUAUUUGAAUUACUUUGUCCAGAAUGGUCUAUGCUUUUAAUUAUCUUUUAUAAAUAAUUAUAAUUAAAAAUGAAUUUUUGUUAAUCAUGACUACAUAUAUUUUUCUUAUGCUACUUAAGUGAUUGGAAUUAUUCUAUUUUUACUUUGAAAUGAUUGAUGAACAUUUUUGUAAUAAUUAUAUGUCCAAUAAGCAAUAUUUAAUUAUAUUAACUACAAUAAAUGAGAUGUGUUUUAAAUC
Argiope bruennichi is the source of this 5600-nucleotide messenger RNA. RefSeq lists its product as uncharacterized. The transcript has 27 exons. The record is from RefSeq and is a predicted model, not a curated record. Gene Ontology annotation, molecular function: histone binding; DNA binding. Gene Ontology annotation, cellular component: nucleus. Gene Ontology annotation, biological process: chromatin organization; regulation of double-strand break repair. NCBI's taxonomy places the organism in Eukaryota, Metazoa, Arthropoda, Arachnida, Araneae, Araneidae. Bases 363 to 2966 code for a protein of 867 amino acids.